Messenger RNA from Tribolium castaneum (red flour beetle), 1107 nucleotides. RefSeq lists its product as uncharacterized. The transcript has 7 exons. The record is from RefSeq and is a predicted model, not a curated record. Gene Ontology annotation, biological process: cell-matrix adhesion. Lineage: Eukaryota; Metazoa; Arthropoda; Insecta; Coleoptera; Tenebrionidae. Gene Ontology annotation, cellular component: basement membrane. The coding region runs from base 79 to 1089 and encodes 336 amino acids.
AUCUGAUAAAUUAUCACGAUUAUCACUUAUCGCACGCGAUAACGCAAAUUCUUUUGAAAUCUAGUGCUAAAUAAAGAAAUGAUUUUGCUUAGCGCGACUGUUUUUACACUUUUGGUGCGUUUUUCCGCGCAACAAUAUACAGGGCAUCUCGGAAUCGUGUCCGAUUUGCUACCGCAAGACUGUUUCACCCAAGGCCUUGACUACUUUAGUGAGGAUGUCUCAAAAAUUGGAUUACCCAAGUGUGAUAAAUUUUCAAGACCAGGUAUUUGUGCUAAAUAUUUUCAAACAAGGUACGACAAAAUGGUCUAUAGACCGAGCGAGUGCGCCAAGGAUGGCAAAUUCGGGGCGAAACAAUGCAAGGGGGAAUACACAACUGGACGAUGUUUUUGCUUUGAUGCUCAAGGGGAGAGGCUUUUCGGCCAACAGUGGCAAAAUCAGGCCGAAAAUAUGACGUGCGCUUGUAGCCGCAAAAAAGCAGACAUGGGCGAUUCCGUAUAUUUCAAUAGUCUACACUGUGACGCAAUGGGCAAUUAUGAGCCCCUGCAGUGUGACGUAAUCAGUGGGCAAUGUUGGUGUGCGGACGCGCAAACCGGGGAUUUAACCUCGCCGGUGGUUCCCCUGAAAGCAAUUUCGAAAUUGCCGUGCUACGAUUCGGCUUCGGUGGGCAGCCAAUACCUCCGCCAGUGCGAAAGCAAACUCUAUGCCGAAAAACGCAUCCUUUACGAGCUAAAAUUGCACGGAACUAUUGCAAGUUUUGUUGAUUUUUUGUGCGAUGAUGACGGCAGUUACGGGGCUUAUACUUACGUGGAGGGGGCGGUUUAUUGCACUUGGAGGGAUAAUAGUAAAAUUGGGUCGUGGGCUUCUGAUGGCAACGACGAAGUUGAUUGCAAUUGUGCAAGAGACACGAAAAUUUUCGAAGAAGCGGGGAAAUCUCAGUCGUUGAAGUGUGAGCCUAAUGGUAAUUAUAAAAAAUUGCAAAAGACGGGCUCAAAGGGAUAUUGUGUGGACAUUGAUGGGUACAGGAAGUCGCCGUCUGGUGACGAUGUGACAGACGAGGCGCUCUGUGAUGGUUAUUAUGCCUACCAUUAAUAAAAACCUUCAACAAUU